AAUAUUUAAAACAAAACCGGUGUCUGAGGUCUGAACAUUCCAUUUAGUUCGUUUUCGAUCAAAAGAAAAAAAUCAACUGUCAUCAUGCCCAUCGACUUCUAUUACCUUCCCGCCAGUCCACCUUGCAGAAACGUUCUUCUGGCUGCAAAAGCUAUCGGAGUGGAACUCAACCUCAAGCACACCGAUUUGAUGAAAGGGGAGCAUUUGACCCCAGAAUUCGUCAAGAUCAAUCCCCAACACACUAUACCUACCCUAGACGACAAUGGCUUCAUCUUAUGGGAGAGUAGAGCCAUCAUGGUCUACUUGCAACAACAGUAUGGUAAAGAUGACAGCCUCUACCCAAAGGAUCCCAAACGAAGGGCUGUGGUCGACCAACGCUUGUACUUCGACAUGGGCACUCUGUACGCAAAUUUGGCCGAUUAUUAUUAUCCUGUUAUCUUCCGAAACGCGUCCUAUGACCCUACCAAACUCGAAAAGAUCAACGACGCCUUCAAAUUCCUGGACCUCUUCAUUGGAGACAACGAUUAUUCUACCGGCAGCAACCUCACUCUUGCCGAUCUGGCAUUGGUCGUCACCGUCUCCACCUACGAACUCUUGAAGUACGACUUUUCUCCCUACAAGAACGUCUCCAGAUGGUUCGCCAAGGUCAAGGCAACUGCGCCCGGUUACGAGGAAGCUAACGGGAAACCUUUGCUGGCUUUCCAAGAGCUGAUUGACACGCUCAAUAAAAACAAGAAGUAGAUGGUUUUGAACUUUCGCCUCCUACCAUGGUGAACAGCGGUCUCUAUAAUAGUUCAAAUUUGGCUUUGGCACAAUCCCAACUGAUGAGCUUUACUUACUCCUGGAGUCAUUGCUAUAGUAGGAAUGUGCAAAUAUUUUCUGGUAUUGUGCUUGUUUUUUCCAUUUUUUGGAUAGCACAAAAAUGAAUCUCUGUUAUUGUGUUCAUGGAAAGUGUUCGCUGGGCGAAGAAUUCUACCAGUAACUGAGAUGGUAAAUUUGUCGAAAAUGUUUGCCAGUGCGUACAUAUGGGAGUGAAAAUUGUGCACUGACCAAUCGUUAGAGAGAGAUAAGAGUCCACUAUUGUAGAGGCCAUUGGUAGGGAGUUCAAAAUUUUUCAUUCAAUGCCUAUUUCCUGUUCCAUGUUUUAAUAUAGCUACCUCUAGUACAGAACGUUUUGAAGAAAUUGUGUGAUUUAAUCUGGUAUCUGGCAUAUAUCUCCAAUAUAUACUGAGAUACUAAAAUUUCACGAUCAAUUCCAAUGUAGGUUUAUAUUUUGUUGAAAAAAUAAUAGGAGUUGCGUCCAGUAUACCAAUUUUAUUAUAAAAUUAGAGAUCCAUAAUAUUUUCUUGUUAUUCAAUAAAGUUGAACACAAUAAAGAACCAAGCCUUUUAUUUUAUGUCCUAAAAAUUGACCACCUGUAGAAAGAAAUCCUAGAUUGCUUAUUUUUUUUGUAGAAAACGACAUUCUAACGACCUCUGUGUGGUACCGCUGCCAAAUCACCAAUUUAUGAAGAUUAUUGGUAUAAAACAUCUUUUAAUUGCAGCAUUAAGAGAUUAUGACAAAGAAUGGAACGAGUUAUAUGAUAUGAAAAUACAUUUUCAUAUCUGCAUUCAGUGCGAUUAUCAAUCACUGACGACACGAUCGACUUUGACAACUUCAAAUUAUUUGGAUAUCAC
Molecule: messenger RNA, 1676 nt
Organism: Phaedon cochleariae (mustard beetle)
Lineage: Eukaryota; Metazoa; Arthropoda; Insecta; Coleoptera; Chrysomelidae
Source: the annotation of a GenBank genome assembly